Verticillium alfalfae VaMs.102 is the source of this 1800-nucleotide messenger RNA. RefSeq lists its product as hypothetical. The record is from RefSeq and is a predicted model, not a curated record. Lineage: Eukaryota; Fungi; Ascomycota; Sordariomycetes; Glomerellales; Plectosphaerellaceae. The coding region runs from base 1 to 1800 and encodes 599 amino acids. The transcript has 2 exons.
AUGGCACCUCUUCCUGGUUUCACCGGCAAUCCCUUCCGCAGCCGCGCCGACAUGGUCGGAGCGGCCUCGGCCUUCAUCAAUCCGCUGCACCCCCACAAAUCUGCUUCGGGCGCCCGUAUCCGGCUCCCGAUUGAGACAGCCGCUGGCUUCGACGAUGUCGCGGCGCAAUUGGAAGGCUUUGCCAGGCCUCUGUUUGCUGUCGCUCCACUCUUGAUGACAGAGGCGACGGCGCAAGAAGAUCCGAAGCUCUUGACCUGGGUCCAUGGCCUCAGUAAUGGUGUUGAUCCCUUGCAUCCCGAAUAUUGGGGCGCCAUCGGUCAUGUCGACCAGCGCAUGGUCGAGACAGAGAGCAUCUCCUUCACUUUACUGUCGAACCCAGAUAUCGUAUUGAACGCCAUGAGCGAAACGGCACGCAACAAUCUAGUUGCCUGGCUCAGCGGAAUGAACGGGAAGCGCAUGCCCGAGAACAACUGGCGCUGGUUCCGCGUCCUGAGCAACCUGGCAUUGACCAAAGUGCUGGGUGUACCCGCAAGCGACGUGCAAGCCCAGGUCGACGAAGACUUUCGCCAUGCUGGAUUCAUUUUACGUCGGCGAGGGGAUGGAGCAGCGACAGCCUCUGGAGCGAUGGCCGAGCGCAGGCCGACUACUACUCGGGCAGCUUCGCCAUGCAGUUCGCGCCACUGCUGCCUUCUUCUUCGUCAUCUUCGGUGGUGGGCAGCGCCAGAGCGUGCUACCAUGUUCCACACGAAUGGCUGUUUGAGUAUCGGCUUUCUCUAUCCCAACAUGUACAUGAGCGAGGACUACAACUCUCCUCAGUCAGUGUACUGGUGUCUGAAGUCGUUCGUUGUGCUCGCGCUCGGAGCAGGAGACGGAUUCUGGCAGUGCGAGGAAGGAGUUCACCCCGCUGACCUUCCAUCACCCGCCUUCCAGCCUGCUGAGGUGAUCUGGCCCCCUCGUCAAAUCCUUGUCAACGAUAGUGUCCAUCACUACUUGCUGUCAUCAGGCCAAGGGACUGUGAAACCUUUCAAAGCACGGGAAGCCAAGUACGGCAAGCUUGCAUAUUCAUCUACCUUUGGUUUCAGCGUGCCGACGGGGACGUUGCUCCAUCAGCUUGCCCCGGAUAGCACGCUUGCUGUUUCCAUCGAUAAUGGUGAAUCUUGGAGCCUCAGACAGAGUCCUUCCGAUGUUGGGCUUGUGCAGGUCAAAACCCGCGAUGAGACUUCAUCUGGCAUCACGAGCCGUUGGAGGCCGUGGAGCUAUCUUGAUAUCGUUAUCGACACCACACUCAUCAGCAGCCCGGUGACCUUCCCCGGAUGGCAUUUCAGAAUCCACAAGCUCAACUAUUCUUCUUUGCCAAGCUGGACGCCGUCCCUUCAGGUAGUGGACGGCGGGUUUGCCAUCGCCUCAACGACUGAGAAGGGAUUGUUUUUUCCUGAAGCUACUCAGGUCGACUUUGAUGGCACAGAGUGUUAUUCUGUUUCUGCCAAGGAACGGAGAUCUCUUGUUAUGUCGAGGAAAAGUGCAAGUGGUAUCGCGGACCUAUCUAGUGCGUCGGUGGCCGAACAACUUUCAACCAGUGCUGAAGUCCUUCGUCCAGACCCAAACACAAAUCUGAUGGCAUCGCGAACGCAGAUACCAACGCUCAGGCGCAAGUUCCCGCCACAGCUUGGGAAUGCCGAUAUGGUCAUAGUCACGGGUGUGUUCGCCACUAGUCAUCCCUGCCGUCAGGAGGCAGUACGCUCAUGGAACGCACCGCCGACAGAAUUCUUAUUCUUAGGCGGCGUCUGGACUUUGACGUGA